Rana temporaria (common frog) is the source of this 1771-nucleotide messenger RNA. Its product is annotated as keratin, type I cytoskeletal 15-like. The record is from RefSeq and is a predicted model, not a curated record. Gene Ontology annotation, molecular function: structural molecule activity. The transcript has 8 exons. Bases 397 to 1611 code for a protein of 404 amino acids. NCBI's taxonomy places the organism in Eukaryota, Metazoa, Chordata, Amphibia, Anura, Ranidae.
AGGCCGCCAGUUUUAGCUCUACCAGUUUACAAGCAGGUAUUUUCGAUCCUUGUCACCACUGGCAUUCCAGGAAUGCCUGACCCUUCCAGCUAGAGUUUUCAGCCAGGCCAGACUAAAGCCGCAUGGUGAGUAAUCGCACACUGCAAGCCUGACAAUCCCUAAAGGCAAAGCAAGCAAGGUAAAUAAUAGUAGAGAAAUGAUUAUCCUGAGCCCAAGGUGAGUGAAAUGUGAGCUGGCGGCACGGUUCACUUGCCAAGCCAAUAACACGGCUAAGAUUAGGCAAUAAGAUUUCCUUCUUCGUUUGUGUUACUAUGGGAGCUGUAUAACCACUCUUCUGAUCAUGUCCUAAACAAGCAGGACCUCACUGCUCACUCCUCUCGUCCUUACCCCAUCGCAAUGUCACUCUGGCGAGUGGACGAAUUGGUCAGGAUAAAAUGCCAACUGCAAGACAACGGGCGCCGACUAAACCAUGGAAAUAAGAGUGCCGGUGGAGAUUUUUAUUGUCCCAAUCAGAAGGACGUCUUGAUCAAUUUAAAUGAUCGCUUGGCGGCUUAUCUGGAAAAGGUGCGGACGCUGGAAGAAGCCAACCGACAGCUGGAGGAGAAGAUCAAGAAGCUGUCCGAGAAACGGGUAAUAGACUGUGAUCACAGUCGUUAUCUGAAGACUAUCGAUGAGCUGGAAAGUCAGAUAAGAAGUACAAAACAAGCUAAUGCCGAAUGUUGCCUGAAAAUUGAGAACACGAAAAUAACAGCAGACGGCUUUAAAGAGAAGUAUCAAGAAGAAUUAGCUUUGCAAAAUGCAAUAAAAGGUGAUGUGAAGAUGCUCAAAGCUGCCAGCAGUGGUCUUGAGAUGGAGAUACGCUGUUUGGAAGUUGAGGAACAGAUCUUAACUAAGGAACUGGAGAACCUUAAGCAAAAUCAGAAUGAGGAAAGAGAGGGUCUCCUACAGGAAAAAUCCAAGUGCCAAGUGAAUGUUGAGGUGGACAGCAUGCAACCAACAGAGCUUACAGAUGCCCUGGAGAAGAUGAGAGAGCAGUACAAGGCCAUGGCCAGUCAUCAUCAACAACACUAUGAAUCCUUGCUCGAGGAAAAGUUUAAUGAGAACACCCAGGAGAACAGCAUGGACACAGAACUUCUUCAAAGCCAAAGGAGACAUCUUUCUUUGUUAUGGAGGAAAGUGCAGGAGCUGGAGACUGAACUGGAGGUUCAACAUAGCUUGAGAUCUGCCCGGGAGUCAGAACUGUAUGAAACCAAAGCUGGUUAUGCUGUAUAUCUGGAAAGUAUACAGGGAACUGUAAUAAAGUUACAAGAUGCAUUGGCAAAAAUAAGGUCAGCAGCUGAGAAAUUGUCUUCUGACAGUAGGCUAUUGUAUUACCUGAAAGACCUUCUGGAGAUGGAAAUAAGAACGUACGCCAUAUUGAUGGAAGAUGAGGAGAAAAGGAUAGAAACUGUGAUCCAUGAGCCUUCCUACAACAGACAAAUGUUUUUGUUUCUGGUUUCAGAGUCGAGGUCCUCACUCACCAGGAGCUUACUGUUUGCAGAUCAAGGAAGAAGAUACACAGAACGUGUUGGCGCGUCGGGUUUUCAUGAAUUAGAAGAAAAUGUGAAUUAAAUUUUUGUAUAAAUAAAUAAAUCUAUUUAUUGAUCACUAAAUCAUAGGUUGAUACCUUGAGGUUUUGGUAGUAGCAUUAACUACUUAAUGGGCAAAUUCUACUAUUCUACCAAAUGAAAAUUUACUAAAUAAUAAAGGAAUGAAUGAAAUAAGACUAUGA